AUGGCAGCGCACGCCGAAACCGAAGACCCGCUCUACAAUCUGCGCCUCAGCAUAAAAGCAUCGGCAACGCCCAUCCUCACCACGUCCGCGACCCCAACACCUGCCGACACUGUCGCCGACCUCGCCCUCGCAACCCACGUAUCCUUCAACACCGACGAUGGCGCGCACCGCACCUUCAGCCUCACAUCUGCCACGCGCUUCGCGCCAGACAGCAAACCCAUAGACUUGCGCAGCUGCUACUUCGCCUGGUUGAACAAAGACGCCUCUGUGACAGACUAUUUUGCCGCCGUGCAAACUCUCAAUGAAGAGCUACCGAGUGGAGCAGGCGGGAGUGUGCAGAAUCUCACGUUUGCACAGAAGAUUGAGCUGAUAGCUUGGCUGAGUGGGGAGACUGAGAGUAGUGAUAGUAUUGCUGCUAUUGACGCAGGCGCAGCGAGUACGGCGGCGGGCGAUGCAGCGGCCAUUGCUGGCGGAAAAGGCGUCCCAGUUGACAGGCACGUGAAGAGCGUAGGAGGAGGGAAACUAGUCGAUGCGCGGCUGUUGCAAAUCUAUGACGGGGAGAGGAAGAUGGGAGAUCACAACAGUGUCCUGAGGGGAACGAAGAACAUCGACUUCUCUCCAUACCGCAAAAUCGCCUCAACUUUCCUCCGCAGCCGCCCCUCAGACCCUCAAGUCCCAGCACCACAACCCGCGCUCGUCUCAAACCUGCAAAAGCGCCCCCCGAAACGCCUCGAACCCAUCAUCCUACUCUCCCCCUCAGCUUCCUCAUUGCUACGCACGUCGAACGCAAAGCCUUUCCUCAGCGACGGCAUCUUCAUGCCCCCGAACGCGACAGAAACCACCUCGUCCGCAACCAAUAUGCUGCGAAUCCAACGCGUCCUGCCCUCAAUAUCCAGCUCGCCCAUGACAUUCAUCCUCGUCGACAGCACAGCUAGUUUCAAACCCACGUACUGGUCCCGCGUCGUGGCCAUCUUCACCACGGGCCAAACAUGGCAGUUUAAGAGUUACAAGUAUACCAAUCCCGCGGAGCUGUUUAGCCACUAUCCCGGAUUGUAUGUCGGCUGGGCGAACGAGGAGCCGCCGGAGAAUGUAGUGGCGCUUGGGCGAGGCGUGUUGCCUGUUCGGGUGGACAAGUGGACGGGCAGUGAGAAGGGGCGGUGGAGGGAUAGGGAGGUCGUGGAGCGCAUUUGGGGCCGCGUCGAGGAGGGCAUGCGGAAAGGUGGGUGGACAAGUUACGGGCCUGGAUUGGCGGGGCAGCAAGGUGGGCGGUAG
Messenger RNA from Cucurbitaria berberidis CBS 394.84, 1272 nucleotides. RefSeq names its product CDC73-domain-containing protein. NCBI's taxonomy places the organism in Eukaryota, Fungi, Ascomycota, Dothideomycetes, Pleosporales, Cucurbitariaceae. The transcript has 2 exons. Gene Ontology annotation, cellular component: Cdc73/Paf1 complex. The coding region runs from base 1 to 1272 and encodes 423 amino acids. The record is from RefSeq and is a predicted model, not a curated record. Gene Ontology annotation, biological process: positive regulation of transcription elongation by RNA polymerase II; transcription elongation by RNA polymerase II. Gene Ontology annotation, molecular function: RNA polymerase II complex binding.